This is a messenger RNA of Solea senegalensis (Senegalese sole), 2797 nucleotides long. It is a transcript of the gene dlx1a, whose product is annotated as distal-less homeobox 1a. The transcript is spliced from 4 exons. The record is from RefSeq and is a predicted model, not a curated record. Lineage: Eukaryota; Metazoa; Chordata; Actinopteri; Pleuronectiformes; Soleidae. Gene Ontology annotation, molecular function: RNA polymerase II cis-regulatory region sequence-specific DNA binding; DNA-binding transcription factor activity, RNA polymerase II-specific. Gene Ontology annotation, biological process: cell differentiation; negative regulation of transcription by RNA polymerase II; embryo development. The coding region runs from base 649 to 1410 and encodes 253 amino acids.
GGCACACACUGUGGCACGUGCAGGCGCUGUGAUGUCAAAGUCUCAAUUUUGGAUAUAUCACAUUUUUUUUCUGUUUUUGAGAUCAAGUAUGCAAUUACUCUGAUCAUCACCGUGGCGGAAUUGAACAGCCUUUAACUUGAUAUUCAGGUGGAGAUGGAGAGACUGCGGAUGGAGCAGCCAGGCUGCACAGUUCCCGCUCUUCUGUGCAGGAACCGGGAGAGGAAGAGGAGCAGCAGCAGCAGCCUGCAAAUGAAUCCUAAUGUGAGGAGAUGCUUGAUAUUUUCUCCUACUUCUUCCACCGUACGCAUGGAGGCUCGUUGAUCCCGGAUGCUUCUCCAUCACAGGAUUUUCUUCUUUUUUUUAAACUUCUUCGGACCCAGCCCCAGCGUCGCCAAUCGGCUUCCCUCUUGGAGAGAGUGGACCAAUCAGCGUCAGUCUUCGAUGAAUAUUCAUGAGUCCGAGAUUCAAACCUUUGAGCGAGUUUGUGUUGGUCCACAGCAUCAUACCUAGGACUUUUCACAGGGACAAACUGCAUUUUCUUAUGAAUGGAAAGAGAAAAAAUCAGCGCGGCUUAAAUUGGGACUCGUCCUUCACUGAGAUCAUAGACGGAAAACAACAAAAGCGAGACGAGGGCAACCGCCAGAAGAGAUGACAAUGACUACAAUUCCAGAAAGUCUUAAUAGCCCUGCCUCAGGAAAAGCAGUUUUCAUGGAGUUUGGACCCCCGAGUCAACAAAUGUCGCCUUCCUCCAUGUCGCAUGGACACUACCCCAUGCACUGUUUACAUUCUGCAGGUCAUACCCAGCACGACAGCUACAGUCCAGGCUCAUCGUUCCCCAGAUCUUUGGGUUAUCCAUACGUCAACUCCGUCGGCAGCCAUUCUACAAGUCCAUAUCUGAACACAGUACAGACCUACCAAAACAGCUCGGCUCUCACACAGACGCGGUUAGAGGACACAGCGCCAGAGACAGAGAAAAACACGGUGGUGGAAGGCGGAGAAGUGCGAUUUAACGGCAAAGGGAAGAAGAUCAGAAAACCCAGGACUAUCUAUUCGAGUUUACAACUUCAAGCUCUGAACAGAAGAUUUCAACAAACUCAGUAUUUGGCGUUACCGGAGAGAGCGGAACUGGCAGCGUCGCUGGGUCUCACUCAGACACAGGUGAAGAUCUGGUUUCAGAAUAAGCGAUCUAAAUUCAAGAAACUCAUGAAGCAAGGAGGCGGCACAAUUGACGCCAGUGCUUUGGCCACUGGCCGUGGACUUUCGAGCGGCUCUCCGUCGGUGGCACCUGUGUGGAGCUCGCCGACUACAGUGAAGACGUCAGUGGGCACGACCGGAUCAUACAUUCCCAGCUACACCUCAUGGUAUCCAACCACACACCAAGAGUCUAUGCAACAGUCACAGCUCAUGUGAACACGGACCUCAGCCCGCGACUCUGCUCGUGCGUGGCUCGUGUGUCAAGAUGGUGAAGGAAGGCGCUCACGACCUCGCAGCGCGGCACAGCACUGAUAACGCACAACACCAAACCCGGGGUUUGAUUGCCGCGUGGCGCCAGCUCACACCGUGACCUCCUUAAACCGGAUGACAGACAGCAGCAAAGAAGAAGAAGAAGGAGGAGAAGAAAAAUAAAGCAGCAGAGACUGAAAAAGCGCACAGUGUGCGCCAAAGGGCAACACGCCUAGUCAGCGGAAAUCGUGGACAAAUGGAUCUCUCUUUUUUGGCUGCUAUUUAUCACUUUUGUGUCGGUUUUCGUUUGCUUCUGUUUUUUUUUUUUGGAAAAAACAUAUGUGUGUGAGUUAUUCUGUUGUUGCGCUGUAGGCGUCAUGUUUAUGAUAAAACGUGUUUGUUUACGCCUGAAGUCCAGAUGCCCGAGGCGACAAAGGCCUAAAAAAUGUAUCAAUCUGCAUCCACCAAAGGUUAAUUAGGCCGCAGGGAUGUUGUAAGCAGUGGCGCAGACACUUCAGGGACUCAAAUAAAAAAGGGACACCCCCUCAUCAUUAUUAAUCGGCAAAAAAAAAUAUUACAGUGAAAAAGCUUGUACCUAUUUAUUUAUUUCAAUAAACAUAAACUCAUGCAGAUGUUGAAUAGGUUUCUUAAAAAUUGAUGAUAUGAUAAAUAAAUAUAGAAUUUGAACAAAAAUGUCUUUCAAAAGGGGGGUCCUUACCUGGUGAUUGGACAAAAGGGACAGGUGCUUAAACACCACCUGAGAUGUCUCGUGUGCACGUCCACGGCUCUAACAUCUGAAACAUUAUCUACACGUCACACACCAGCACAUUCAGCCACAGAGCAUAUUAUAUCGUUCAAAAGCCUCAAAUUGCUACUAUGUUGUUACUACGUGUUUGUUAUUUAAGUUUAAAUUAUUAUCCUGGCCUCCUUUUGUUCCAUGUCUGUGUUCCUUUUGUAAGUGUGUGUUUUUUGAAAUAACAACACUGUGUUGUUGGAGCUGCACUAAUGCAAGCGACGCUUUUUCUAUGCCGUGCGACGAUGUUCUGUGAAAAAUGUAAACGGCCUGACGAAGUUGCUGCUUUAGAAAAAAAAAUAUCCCGAGGGUGAGAGCAGCUCAUGUGUCACUGUAUUUUGUACAUAAUUUUCAGAUUUUUUUGUUUGUUUUUGUUUUGUGCUGUAUACUGGAUACGCUGUGAAACAGGGUUUUAGGCUUUCUUUAUGUGUCGAGAUGUGUUUAGUCAAAAUAGAGGAUAUUUAGUUUUGUAUUGAUCACUUUAAUUUAUUGAUCUGUUUCUGAAGGUUGUGUACAUCAUGUGCAAAGUUUCAAAAGCAGUAAAAAAAAAUAUGAUUUCAA